Saitoella complicata NRRL Y-17804 is the source of this 2140-nucleotide messenger RNA. Its product is annotated as RCC1/BLIP-II protein. Gene Ontology annotation, molecular function: guanyl-nucleotide exchange factor activity. The record is from RefSeq and is a predicted model, not a curated record. The transcript has 2 exons. Gene Ontology annotation, cellular component: cytoplasm. The coding region runs from base 4 to 1998 and encodes 664 amino acids. NCBI's taxonomy places the organism in Eukaryota, Fungi, Ascomycota, Saitoellomycetes, Saitoellales, Saitoellaceae.
ACAAUGGCUGGAACAAGGAAGAGAAAGGCCGAAGACUCCCCCGUCGCUGCUCGCAAGGCGACCCGCACCGCUGCUACUGCUACCGCGCCUACCCGCUCUUCGUCGCGUCAAGCUCAGGCGAAGGUCGAGGCGGUGAAGCCCAAGCCUGUUGCGAAGCCCGCCUCUGAAAAGACUGCUUCCGCCAAGAAGGCCGCUGCUCCCAAGGCUCCUGCGAAGACGACUGAGCGCAAGAUCGCUAAGCCCGUCUCCAAGAAGGCUGCUGUUGCGAAGAAGGCCAAGUCCGCGCCCGCGCCCAAGGAGAUCGCGUCGCGUGCCAAGAAGGCCAAGGUUGAGGAAGAACCCGUGAAGCCCGCAAAGAAGCGUGCUGCGCCGGCCAAGAAGGCUGCUCCCGCGAAGAAAGGUGCUGAGCCUAAGUCCAAGGCCGCUACGAAGCCUGCCGCCUCCACGAAGAGGACCGCUGAAGAUGCCGAAAAACCUGCUCCCGAGAAGAAGGUCCGCAAGCCCGUUACUGGUCCCAAUGAGCUCCAGAAGCUUUCUACCGAUCCACUGAAUGUUUACGUCUUCGGUACCGGUGAUAUGUGCCAGCUUGGUCUUGGUCCUGCUGCGAAGGUCGUCAAGCGCCCCCGUCUCAACGCUAACCUUGGAAUCGACCAGGUCGGUGUCGUACGUCUUUCUGUUGGAGGAAUGCACUCUGCAGCUGUCACGAAGGAUGGCAAGGUUCUUACUUGGGGUGUUGGUGAUGCCGGAGCUCUUGGACGCGAAGUUGAGUGGGACGGUGGAGAACGUGAUGCGGAUGGAGAUGACGAGAACGAUGAUGUUGGCGAUAUGAACCCCUGCGAGAGUACUCCCGCUCCUUUCGAGAACGUUCCGGAGGACAUCAAGUUCGUUGAUGUUUCUUGUGGUGAUAACGUCACCGUGGCUAUCACGAAGGACGGUGAUCUCUGGAGUUGCGGCCAGUUCCGCUGUAAUGAAGGUGAACUUGGUUUCUCUGCUACCGAGAAGAAGGCUCGCUUCCCGGUCCUUCUGCCAGGCAUCACCGAUGUUGUUCAGGUUGCUUGCGGCACUGAUCACUUCAUUGCUAUCACUGUUCAAGGUCACGCCUACUCAUGGGGUAACGGCCAGCAGAUGCAGCUUGGUCGCAAGACUAAUGAGCGUAACCGCAUGAAGGGGUUGAGCCCUCGGCCCAUGGGUAACCCUCUCAAGAAGGUCAAGUUCAUCGGAGCCGGCUCUUACCACUCGUUCGCUGUCACGCAUGAUGGAAAGGUCUACGCUUGGGGGUUGAACCAAUUUGGUCAGUGUGGUGUUGAGGAUGCUGCGGGUGAGGACGAGUCUGUUCUCGCUACUCCUACCCGCGUACCCGAGCUUGAGAAAUAUGACUUGGUCCAGAUUACUGGUGGUGAGCACCACUCUGCCGCUGUUACCAGGGAGGGUGAUCUUUACACGUGGGGACGUAUCAACAACCACGCUCUCGGUAUUGAGAUCGAGGAUAUUCCGGUCCCGCCUGCAGUUGUGAUUGAUGGCCAAACCAUCCCCAAGUACCUUCCUAUUCCUACUAAGGUCGAGGACAUCCCACCAGUCGCCAAGAUCUUCUGUGGUUCCCAUCACAACGUCGCCAUCUGCAAGGAUGGCAGUGCCUGGUCUUGGGGGUACUCUGAGUCCUAUGCUGUCGGCCAGGGUAACACCGAGGAAGAUAUUGUCGUUCCCACCAAGAUCGAGAACACUGCCAUUAAGGAUGUGGAGCUUAUCAUGGCUGGUUGCGGUGCUGAGUUCAGUAUCAUGUGCGGUAAGCCCGCUGCUCUCGCGUCUGAGCCUGCCCAGACCAACGGAGAGGUCGUUGCCAACGGUACCACGGAGGAGGCUCCUGCUGCUACCACCGAGGAACCGACCAAGGUCGCCGUUGUCCUGAACGAGACCGUUGCGCAGAACGGCGAAGUUGUAGCAGUCGCUGAGGUCGAGACUACUGUCGUUGCUCCUCAGUCAUUCAUGGAGAAAGCAUGAUCAAGAAAGGAGGAGAGAGAAGAGCAUGAGAUGGGGCACGGCGGUACUUCGGAGGAAAGGCGUGUGAAUUAACAAAGGUUAUAUCUAUAGUGUUAUGUUGUUAGUCUAAUCAUAAGGAUCAUGUACUUACUGUGUAUUCCGC